AUGCUCGUCCUUGCCAUCCUCGAUCUGGGCUUCCUCAACGCUACGCUGCAGCAGUGGUGGCGAGUAUACAUUGCGCAGAGGCAUGUCGAGGCCUGGAUACAAGAGACGGUCGAGGCCAUGCUCAACCAAGCCAAGCCGGGCUACAUCCGAUCCUUCACUGUCACCAGUCUCACCUUUGGUGCGACAGCGCCUGUUCUCUCAAACGUGGUCUUUGUUGACGAGGCAAAGGACGGUGACGAUGGUGUCCGUCGUCUUGUCUACGAUGCCGAUGCCAAGUACUACGGCGGCGCAAAGCUCGCCAUCCAGGCCAUCAUGGUCUCUGCAGGCAAGGUCUCCAUCAAGCUGCCCAUCGAGAUCUCGCGGCUAGCCAUGAUGGGCCGGCUGCGCAUCACGCUGACCCUCAAUCCGGUCCCGCCGGGCACCAUCCCGCUCGACUACCCGGGCUACUCGGAGGCCACCGCCCCGCCGUACUGGUACUACGAGGGCUACUUUGUCUCGGCCUCGUUCGGCUUUCUAACGCCACCCUCGCUCUCCAUCUCCAUCAAGUUUCUCAAGCUGGUCAACCUCGCAGAGGUUCCGGGCCUCUCCAAGUGGCUCAAGACCAUCCUCACCGACGCCAUCGUCUCGUCCUACGUUCUGCCCAACGAGUACUUUAUGGACUUUGUCGAGUGGUACGGCAUCCCCAAGCCGACUGACGGCUCUGCCGAUGCUGAUGCCGAUGCUGAUGCCGAUGCCGAUGCCGAUGCUGACCUGCGCUCUCAGCCUGCGCCAAUGGCGACUGACGUCAACGCCUCGGGUGGCGCAGCCUCGGAGCUUCCGGCCUCUGGAGCCCCGGUCGCGGUGGCGGCGGCAGCAGCCGCGGCAGCGGUUGCCGGCACAGCUGCUGCUGCCGCCGCUGCCUCGUCGGCGUCGGCGGCACCGGCUACCAAGCCCCUGCCGCGCUCGUCGCUCACUCAAGCGCUUGAUCUCGACUUGCUUGUGGUGCCGCAAACAGAGAGCGGACACGCUGCGCCGGCGACGCCGCCCAGGACGGGCUCUGUCAGCAACGAGUCGGCGCCCGGCAGCGACAGCAUGGCCACAUCGCCGUGCGCCGAUGCUCACGUCGGCAUUCCGAUUCCGGGCGCUGACGCCGAGUCAGACGACCUGAGCGCCGCCUCGUCGACCUCGCCGCAUCGCCAGCGGCUCUCGACCAAGCUGCGGUCCAAGGCGCGGUCGACGGGCAAGUUUUUCAAGUCGAUCAUGACCCGCAAGCACGACGACGAGUCCGCUGAUGCGUCGUCGUCCUACGCCGCCGACGAGCCGAGCGCCGAGUCGAGCCAGGUAGAGACCGACUUUGAGCGGCGCCUAGCCGCCAUCCGUGCCGAGGUCGACGACGUCGACGCCACCGAGUUUGCCGCCCUCUCCCAGUGUUUCCGGCUCGCCGAGAUGGCCUCGCCCAAGGCGACUAACUAUGCGCAGACAAGAGCCGAGCUGCAGCAGACGAUGGAAGACCACGCGUCUGCCCUCGAGCGCCGGCUCCGCGACGUUGAUGCCGAGCUCGAGCAGCUCACCCGCGAGUUCAAGCGCCAGUCCACCUUUAAGCGCAUGACCUCGCGCGAUGAGGCCACCGAGCUCAAGCGGCUCCGCAACCGAGCUGCCCAGCUCCGCCGCUCCACCCGCGAGUUCUUCGAGUCCAAGUUUGCCACUUGGAUCUCGUCGUCAAGCUCUUGACCACCAACUCGCGACCAAAAUAAUACACGCCCAACCGCC
Messenger RNA from Thecamonas trahens ATCC 50062, 1749 nucleotides. RefSeq lists its product as uncharacterized. Gene Ontology annotation, molecular function: lipid binding. The transcript has 2 exons. The coding region runs from base 1 to 1710 and encodes 569 amino acids. Gene Ontology annotation, cellular component: endoplasmic reticulum. NCBI's taxonomy places the organism in Eukaryota, Apusomonadida, Apusomonadidae. The record is from RefSeq and is a predicted model, not a curated record.